Messenger RNA from Gopherus flavomarginatus (Mexican gopher tortoise), 3601 nucleotides. It is a transcript of the gene OBI1, whose product is annotated as ORC ubiquitin ligase 1. The record is from RefSeq and is a predicted model, not a curated record. Gene Ontology annotation, biological process: regulation of DNA replication; protein monoubiquitination. Bases 172 to 2364 code for a protein of 730 amino acids. Gene Ontology annotation, molecular function: ubiquitin-protein transferase activity. The transcript is spliced from 6 exons. NCBI's taxonomy places the organism in Eukaryota, Metazoa, Chordata, Testudines, Testudinidae.
UGAACAUUUCAAAAGCGCGAUUUCGGUUUCCUGUGUUGCGCUGUGGGUUGGACUCGCUGGCUUGCCGUACUCCGGGCUAGAGCGUGGGGGUCUACCUCUCUUGCUGCCGUUGCUGGCUGGUGGUGCCGCCGCCUGUGGAACUUCCGCGCUCGCUGGAUUCGAAACGCCACAAUGGCUCAGAACGUGCAGAAUGUGACAUUGUCUUUGACGCUGCCCAUCACCUGCCACAUUUGCCUGGGAAAGGUCCGCCAUCCGGUCAUCUGUGUCAACAACCACGUGUUCUGCUCCAUUUGUAUUGAUGUAUGGUUGAAGAACAAUAGUCAGUGUCCGGCUUGCAGGAUCCCUAUCACCCCUGACAAUCCCUGCAAGGAGAUUAUAGGAGGAACAAGUGAAAGUGAGCCCAUAUUUAGUCCUACAGUCAGAAAACAUCUUCGUAAAACCAGACUUGAACUGCUCCACAAAGAAUAUGAGGAUGAAAUAGAAUCCUUGCAGAAAGAAGUGGAAGAGCUAAGAGGUAAAAACCUUGGCUUGGAAGCACAGCUGAAAACGGUUCUGGAUCCUGGGGCCUUGGGUCUGUGUAAUACACAUGAAGAAAGUCAUCAGUCAACAGAUGAGGCGAGCCGACCUGGCCCAGAAACUAUAGAAGAAUGGACCAAGAAACUUAAAGCUGCUAAUGAUCUAUAUGAGAAAGUGAAAGAUGAUGUGGAAAAGUUAAAGGAGGCAAAUAAGAAACUGAGACUGGAAAAUGGUGGCCUUGUGAGAGAGAAUUUGCGACUGAAGGCUGAAGUUGAUAGUAGAUCACCUCAAAAGUUUGGUAGGUUUACAGCAGCUGCACUUCAGUCCAAAGUAGAGCAGUGUGAACGUGAAAUGAACCGUCUGAAAAAAGCACUGGAAAGAAGUGACAAGUACAUAGAAGAACUGGAGGGUCAGCUUACGCAACUGAAAGGAUCAAGCGGAGAAACCCAAAAUGUGAGUACUGUUAGUGAGAGAGCGCUUUUCACAGAUAAUACAGGAAGUGAAAGCAGUGAAGAAGACAUUGCAUCAUUGAAAAGCCAAGUAGAAAGAUUAGAGAAAAAGACUUUAACUACCAGCCAAAGUCCUGACAGUCCUGAGCAAUUGUCAGGUAAUGGACUCUUAGAUGGUGAUGGUGCUUGCUCAAACCCUGCUAGUCAAGAGAGUUCAAAUGGGCCAGUCACGCACAAUCGUCCGACAAACAAAGAACUAUUUUCAGGGUGUCAGGAAGUUCUCCUGAAUAUAGCUGCGACAAAUAUGGAUGCCUGUUUAGAACCACAGUGGGAUAAAGGUGAGGAUUGUGCACCAUAUAAAGAUGAAGAACUUUAUGAGCUUCCAGCACCAUGUACACCUUCUUUGUCUCUCAGUUGUCUCCAGUUGAACACCCCUGAUAUCAAAGAGAAUCCUCUCGUAAAACAAGAGAGUAUGGGGAAGCCAUCUGCCUUUCUAAGGAAACUGGAGUUUGAUGAUUUUUGUGACACUUCAGAUGAUUGCAACAAAGAUUCUCCAGAACAUAGUGCAAGCCCCUAUAACAGCCAGAAGAAGGUGACUUGUUUUACUUCAGCAAAGCCAGUGUUUUGGAAUAGCUGCUCAACAAACUAUGCUGAAAACUUAGAUUUUGAAGGUUCAGAGCAAAACGCAAUUACUAGUCAUUCAAGAGAGCCAUUGGCAAAGUCCAGAGAUAAGCAUGAACUUCUUUUAUCUAAAAGAUUACAUACUAUCCGCUCUUCAGAAAUGAACCGCACAAGAACGUCCAGUGAAGCAUCCAUGGAUGCCGCUUACCUUGACAAAAUUUCUGAGCUGGACUCCAUGAUGUCAGAAUCUGACAAUAGCAAAAGUCCUUACUACAACUUUAAGUCCUCUGAGCUUGAGAAUCCUUCAAAGUCAACACAGUGUUCUGAACUCCUUAAUGAAUCAGAUAAGAAGCUGGAAGAAAGGAACAAACAAAACAAUGUAAAAUGUCCUGAAUUAAGUGAGCAAUUGGUAGAUUGGAAACCUACUACAUUUUCAAUCCUCUCUCCAUCUGGACUAGACAUAAAUGAACACUUCCCAUUAUUUUCAGGCCAAAAUUCAGAAACUAGUGAAAUCAAACCUCAGAACUGUUUAUUUCAAAGAGAGUUUUCCCAAAGUUUUCUUUUCAGUAACUCGCAAAGGCUAUUUGAAGAACAAAAGUUGGGUUCCUCUAUUUUUAAAGUGUCAUCUGAGAUUCAUAAUCUUCACAACCAGCUUCAGUCUCCUUGGGCUUCUUCCUUUAUUCCUGAAAAGAAACAUAAGAGUGUCAAUCAGUCAACCAAAAGAAAAAUUCAAAGCAGCCUUUCUAGUGCUAGUCCCUCAAAAACUACUAAAAACUAACUCUUAUUAAAUUGAAGUUAGUAGUCUUAGUGCCAACAUGGGAACAUUUAAAAAUCCCCAAGUGAACUUGAUUUUUGGUGAGUUCCAUGUGACCUGAUUCUGUCCCUUUUGACCAAGUGAAAGCAGAAUAUUCUCUCAGCACCCCAAAUUGCUUCACUUAGAGAAGAAUCAUUCAGAGCUUUCUUCUUUGAUAGGUUUUGUUUUGUAAAUUUUUUUUUUUAAUUGUCAGGUUAUGUGAAGUUCUCUUUGAGCAGCAGUUAUGUCCUCCUUGAAUAUGACCAAUUUUAAAUGUUCUUGUUAAACCAGCCUUUUAUAUGGGAAAGGACUUGCUUUUAAAAGUUUAAUUUCCUAUGCUACACGGUAAUGGUAAUUGUAACGCUGCUACUGGUAAUAAUUGUUCACUUGCCAUAAAACACUGUAAAUUGUUGUUGUAAAACUUUACUUCCAGAGGAAACUGCUACUGCUGCUUAGACCUAUUUGCAUGGCACUAUUGUAUACUGAAACUAUAGUUUAAAGUGUGUAUAUAAUGUAGCAGCCUCUCUCUUGUUUCAGUGUUUCAGCAUUUCAGUUAGAAAACCUCUCUUCCUUAAGACUGAAAACAUGGCUCUUUUUUUUUUAAGUUAAGCACAAUUUUUAAUUUAGUUUCCACAAAGCAUUGUUAUUCAGAACAUGUUCAGUACGCCUGUGUAGACCAUAAAAAUGGGUUUGUAUGCUAAUGACUUGUUUACCUAAUGGGCACUGAACAUUUUACAUUAAUACUGUACUGUUUUACAUUAAUACUGCAUGCUUUUCUAUGUGAAUUGAAUAAAGGAUGUCAUCAGCACUAUAAUCUUUGAUGUUGCCUCAGAUAUUGGACUAGCACAGGAAGAAUUGGAAAAGUUUCCUUUUUUUAUAAUUUUGAAAACUGUGUAUAAAACUUGGGUUACAAUUUUUGAAUAAAUUCACAUCUUCCCCCUCCCUGUUGGAGGCAUUGCCAUUCUGGUGUCAGCGUCAAUGCAGUUGGUGGAAAUCGGUUUCAGCCUUUCUGGAGAGUACUGAAUAGGUCCACAUAAUUGAUGAUCUGCUACAGAAAGGAGACCAAUUAAGCAGCAAAGCAAGAUUGGUCUCUUUGCAUUACCAUAUACUUUAUUGUGUUUAAAAUUUAAAUAUGCUUUUUAUCUUAGACAUGGAAUUGUCAUUCUAAAUGGACCCCAGGAUGGCAUUUCUUACAAAUGGGCAGAUCAUGUCUAUCGAUGGA